UUCACACCAGACCGAUCUGUCAAUCCAUUACAAAAACUCGAGACACAUCGAAAGAGUUUUUUCCAUAAAAUAGCGCCCCAAAAAUGGCAUCACGAUUGCUCAGGUUGUCCAAUGUGAUCCGCGCUACACAGCAGUGUCCUCAGUUGCUGCAGUUCCGGCGAGGACGCGCCACCUCGGCAUCCAAUCUGCACGCUGCUCUGGUCAAUCUUCCCGCCACGAACGUCACGACGAUCGACAAUGGCCUGCGCGUGGCCACGGAGGAUUCUGGCGCUCCGACAGCCACAAUCGGUCUCUGGAUUGACGCCGGAUCUCGCUAUGAGAGCGACAGCAACAACGGCGUGGCGCACUUCCUGGAGCACAUGGCUUUCAAGGGCACCUCCAAGCGCUCCCAGACCGACCUGGAGCUCGAGGUUGAGAACCUGGGCGCCCACUUGAAUGCCUACACGUCGCGCGAGCAGACUGUCUUCUACGCCAAAUGCCUGUCCAAGGAUGUGCCGAAGGCCGUUGAGAUCCUGGCUGACAUCAUCCAGAACUCGAAGCUGGGCGAGAGCGAGAUUGAGCGCGAGCGCGGCGUGAUUCUGCGGGAGAUGCAAGAAGUGGAGAGCAAUUUGCAGGAAGUGGUGUUCGAUCAUCUGCACGCCACUGCGUUCCAGGGCACUCCGCUGGGCAACACCAUCUUGGGCCCCACGAAGAACAUCAAGUCGAUUGGUCGACAGGAUCUGCAGGACUACAUUGCCACGCACUACAAGGCGGCCAGAGUUGUCCUGGCCGGCGCUGGCGGUGUUCGUCACGAGGAUCUCGUGAAUUUGGCCCAGAAGGAGCUGGGAAAGCUGGAGAACACGUACGAUGGGCAGAUUCCCAAGCUGCAUCCGUGCAGAUUCACCGGUUCUGAGGUUCGUGUGCGCGACGAUUCGAUUCCUCUGGCUCAUGUGGCCAUCGCUGUGGAGGGAUGCGGCUGGACCGAUCAGGACAAUGUACCCUUGAUGGUGGCUAACACUCUUAUCGGCACGUGGGAUCGCUCCCAGGGCGGUGGCGUGAACAACGCCUCCCAUCUGGCGCGCAUCAGCGCCGAGGAGGGUCUCUGCCACAGCUUCCAGUCCUUCAACACCUGCUACAAGGACACCGGCCUCUGGGGCAUCUACUUCGUCUGCGAUCCGCUGCAGUGCGACGACAUGCUGUUCAAUGUCCAGAGCGAGUGGAUGAGGCUGUGCACGAUGAUCACGGACAGCGAGGUGGACAGGGCGAAGAACCUCCUGAAGACAAACAUGCUGCUGCAGUUGGACGGCACAACGCCAGUGUGUGAAGACAUUGGACGGCAAUUGCUGUGCUACAAUCGACGAAUUCCCCUUCAUGAACUGGAGAAGCGCAUUGAUAGUGUCGACGCGCAGAAUGUUCGCGAUGUGGCCAUGAAGUAUAUCUACGAUCGCUGUCCGGCGGUUGCAGCUGUUGGUCCUGUGGAGAAUCUGCCAGAAUACAAUCGCAUUCGAUCGUCAAUGUAUUGGCUUCGUGUCUAAAUCCUCUCCAAACAUUAGGACACACAAAAACACCAGAGAAGAAGGAGAGAAAAUUCAGGAAGGAAGGCAGAAUUGAAUUGAGUGUCUCUCCGAGUUUAGCCGAUUAAAGAAAUAAAUACUACAUUUAAUAAAUUA
Phlebotomus argentipes is the source of this 1649-nucleotide messenger RNA. RefSeq names its product mitochondrial-processing peptidase subunit beta-like. The coding region runs from base 84 to 1514 and encodes 476 amino acids. The record is from RefSeq and is a predicted model, not a curated record. Gene Ontology annotation, cellular component: mitochondrion. Gene Ontology annotation, molecular function: metalloendopeptidase activity; metal ion binding. The transcript is spliced from 5 exons. NCBI's taxonomy places the organism in Eukaryota, Metazoa, Arthropoda, Insecta, Diptera, Psychodidae.